Messenger RNA from Lingula anatina, 1111 nucleotides. RefSeq names its product sarcoplasmic calcium-binding protein. NCBI's taxonomy places the organism in Eukaryota, Metazoa, Brachiopoda, Lingulata, Lingulida, Lingulidae. Gene Ontology annotation, molecular function: calcium ion binding. The record is from RefSeq and is a predicted model, not a curated record.
UGUCUACUUUAAGUUUCACCUCCUCGUGAACUGUCCUAGUUUCUAGUUAAACAAUCACGUGAUUGGUAUUUGAAUUCGGUGUAAAGGACUGAGACUAUAAAUACCGGUGUUUUACAGUGUCUUCUUAAUUCUGGAGCUGUUCAGUACGUGCAUUGACUGCCAAAGAGUUUCAAGCCCGACUGCCAGAAAGCGUGUGUCGUUACCAAGAUUAAGGAUAUUGUAACCCGGAAGAAUGAGAGCUUUAUCCACAUUUCUUGGUUUAGCAUUUCUGUUACUCUUAGAGUUAUGUACAGCUAAUGGGCAGGGUGCGUUGUGGGUGCGGAAGAUGCGCACAGUUUUUGCCCGGCUAGACAGUAAUCACGACAACCGUCUGACCAGAAAGGAUUUCUUGGCCCUCGGCGUCCACAUCAUAAGAUGUUGUAAACUGGACAGCAUGCAGAGAAUGAACCAAAUUAUGAUGAUGGAAUCAGAUGCGUGGGAUAAGUUUUUCGCAGGACCAGGCACACCCCGUAGUGUUCAGGAGAGAGGUAUUAGCGAGCGUCAGUUUGUUGACGCAAUGAGGCGGGAGAUGCAGAGCCCGGAAACUUCAAAGAACUUACGUAAUAUGUACCAUUUUGUCUUCGGGUACAUGGAUCACGACCAAGACGGCAUGCUAACGUUCACCGAGUACGCGGACAUGCCUCGCUGCAGUGGCGUUCCUGACGCGUUCAUCCAAGCCAAUUUCGAUACGUUGGACACAGACGCAGAUGGCGUCAUCCAAGAGGCAGAAUUCAUUGAAGCUGCGAAACAGUAUUAUACAACGAACGAUGAGAGUAACAGGUAUAACCACGUGCUAUACGGACCGCUUGUGAAUUAAACUACGUGCAUUUGGUAAAAUGUUGACGUCAUGGUGACGUAACUGUUUCGCGAAAACAUUAAAACUGUCUGAAUAUCUUUUAUUUCUUCGAUUAAGUUUAAACGUUUCCUGCCGGGAAUGAAAGGGAUAUGUUGAUAACCUCACCCCCUUUAACCACAUAAAAAUCAGUAUUUUGGCUGAAAGAUCUCACUUCCAAAAUCGAAGGUGCUUGUGUUAAUAUUUAUAAGAAUUAGAAGUAAAAAAAGUAGACAAUGA